Pristis pectinata (smalltooth sawfish) is the source of this 1909-nucleotide messenger RNA. Its product is annotated as probable tRNA methyltransferase 9B. The transcript has 4 exons. The record is from RefSeq and is a predicted model, not a curated record. Bases 197 to 1576 code for a protein of 459 amino acids. Gene Ontology annotation, biological process: tRNA wobble uridine modification. NCBI's taxonomy places the organism in Eukaryota, Metazoa, Chordata, Chondrichthyes, Rhinopristiformes, Pristidae. Gene Ontology annotation, molecular function: S-adenosylmethionine-dependent methyltransferase activity; tRNA binding. Gene Ontology annotation, cellular component: nucleus; cytoplasm.
GAACGUCGCUGCUGAGGCAGGGGGUGGGCUGCGCGGUGUGAUGAUUGACUUGUCCCAGUUCGCAGGGGGUCGCUAAGUACCGCAACCGGGCGUGUUUGAGUUUUGUUCAAUCUUCCCGCAGCCGCCACCUCGCCAGUCUUUUCCUUGAGCUUCUUGAAGAUUUGGAGAAUUACAUGACAGAACACAUAAUUUUACUAUGGAUAAAGAAGCAAGCCGCUUGGAGAAGGACUAUGUUCAUAGGGUGUAUGAGAAGAUCGCCCCUCACUUUAAUGACACUCGCUACAAGGCCUGGCCCAGAGUACGGCAGUUUCUUCUAGAACAAGAAUCUGGCAGUCUCAUUGCUGAUAUUGGAUGUGGAAAUGGGAAGUACCUUUGUAUCAACAAUCAAGCCUACAAAGUAGGUUGCGAUUAUUGCCUGCCUUUGGUAGAAUCUGCAAGAGAGCAGAGCUAUGAAGCCAUGGUAUGUGACAACCUGCAUCUACCAUAUCGCAAUCAAUGUUUUGAUGCCAUUCUGUCCAUAGCAGUGAUACACCAUUUUUCCACAAAAGAACGCCGCAUUCAAGCAAUAAAGGAAAUGGCAAGGAUUUUGAGAGUGAGAGGGAAAAUGAUGAUUUAUGUAUGGGCGAUGGAGCAAAAGAGACGGAAGUUUGAAAAGCAAGAUAUUUUUAUUCCAUGGAACCCUACACCUCUACCUGCACAGUCUUCGGAGACCACUAUAAUGAAUGAAGAUGAUAAAUCAUUCCUGCACAAUAAUAUUAUACAUAAGGACAAGCCAUUUCUUUGUAACAAUGAACAAAAUGUCCAUGAAAAACACACAAAGACAAACUGGACAUCCAUUUUGGCAAGGGAGGAUACAUUGCUGGUUGAAAAAUGUUUCAAGUUAUGGUUGUUUUCUCGGUUACUGAAUUCUGUGUUAAAGUUUAGCAGCAAUAAUAGAACAAAAACUCCCAACAAACUGUGGCUGUAUCGGGAUUAUUCGACUACAUUUAAAACAAGUAGUGUGAUAAAAUCCUUUGAACAAAGCCACAGUGACCACAUGACCAAUAUUGUUUCUAAUGGGUUCUCUUAUGGACAGAGUUGUGAAACUGUUCUUGAUGUCCUCUCUGAGUCCCAACCACCUAGCCAUCAUAAUGGUUCGGAGUCUCACAUGCAAUUCUUUGAAUAUCCAUAUCCAGGAUCUUUUGGAAUCCAAGAUUCUACUGGCUUAUUUUGCAGCUGUACUGAAUUUUCUUUACCUGAUCUUGCUUCACAGCCUCUGUUCCAAAAUAAGCUCCAUAGUCACCCCAAGAAAAAUAAACCAGCAAUCUGCUCCUCCUAUGAGAAGAUCAGACACAGCAUGGGUCCACAAACACAGAGUAGUUUGAUCACUGACUCCACUAGCUGGCCUUUAGAGCCACAAGUAUUAUCAAAGGACAAAAAGGAUCAGAUUAAUGUCAAUAGCGCUUGUCUCAGAUACUAUCAUGUUUUUAAACAAGGGGAGCUUAUUGAGCUCAUAGAAAAGUACACUGAAGAUCUGAAAGUGAUUAAAACAUAUUAUGAUCAUGCUAACUGGUGUGUUAUUGUAGAAAAAGUAUGAGUUUGCCAAACUUGAGAUGACACAAUAACCACAUCCUUUUUAAUUUAAAAAAAAAGGAAUAAAACUUGGUAUUAAUCAUCAUUAUAUCAUUUAAAUAUUUAUACAUAUUGUUUUUAAUGUGGUUUGAUUUAAUUUGUGUUACUUUAAUACUGAAGUUAGUGAUAAUACAAUACUUGAACAACAUGCACUGCCAAACGUUAUUGUAAUGGUUAAUAUUUUGAAUUCUUGAUUCACAUAUUUUAAUUCAGUACUUUCAUGUGCUUUAAUUAUUAACAUGCCAAGAAUUAACAGAAAACACUAAUUAUACACUGUAAUAAAGUACACUAAGUACAA